Lolium perenne is the source of this 938-nucleotide messenger RNA. The record is from RefSeq and is a predicted model, not a curated record. Lineage: Eukaryota; Viridiplantae; Streptophyta; Magnoliopsida; Poales; Poaceae.
UGAUAUGCCGCGUGCCUUCCACGGUGGUACACGCAUACAGACCUCCUCCCUCUUCCCAAAUCAAUGCCGCCACCACCGCCACCGUCUCCGAUUCUGGCCUUCUCCACCACUAAUCAGUGUCAUCAAUCACCAGGUCGGCCCCCUCUCUCUCUCUCUUCUCUGUCGAUUACCCGCAGCUGCACUUACCUUCUGCCGCCGGGCCGCGGCCAACCCUACCCAGGCUCGGUUCGCUGAUAUAGCGGUCGUCGGCGUCACCUCCCGCAGCUCCUGCGACUACCAGCACGCCCAUCUGUGCAGCCUCUAUUCUUGCUUCUGCUCAUGGUCCGCCACUUCGACACCCUGGCCUCGAGUUCAUGUGCCGGCUGGACGGAGCGGGUCGUCCGUAUCCCCAUCCAAGGACCUUGGUCCCAUCAGGUCCUUGCUAUUGCGGUUUCGUUGGCUACUCUUCGGCUACUACCUCGGGCGCCGCUACCGUGCAAUGAAGGCGAUUUGCCGACUUGGACAUUCUGCAACCGCCGUGAUGCAAUCACGCCCUGGCCGACUGUGAUGGUGGCCAUCGGGCUGUGGUGGUGAGCUCCGCCCUCUACUUGGAUUUCAAAGUAUCGGACAGCAGUUUCGUUUUCAGUUAGCCCACGGACAUUGGUAUUCUUUGGUUUUCAUGACCAAAUCACCUGGUUUGUUUACAUUUUCCCAAGCCUAUAACCACUACCACCAAACCGUAUGUUCCUUAUUCAGUUCAGAUUUCAUUUGAUCUGUGCCUGGUAGGUGCCCAGUUGUUGAAAUGCCUUGCCGCAGUUCUUGGUUUGGGGGGCCAAUCGGCAAAAGGAUCGACCUCAUCGAGCCCAUUGUAGGAGGCCACUCAAUGUCAAGAGGAACAUAUGAACCAGAAUUUUGAGGUGUUGAUCUGGUGCAACAGACACUAGUAGGAAAAGCUUCAU